Hypomesus transpacificus is the source of this 2643-nucleotide messenger RNA. It is a transcript of the gene rbpja, whose product is annotated as recombination signal binding protein for immunoglobulin kappa J region a. The transcript is spliced from 11 exons. Gene Ontology annotation, molecular function: DNA-binding transcription activator activity, RNA polymerase II-specific; RNA polymerase II cis-regulatory region sequence-specific DNA binding. The record is from RefSeq and is a predicted model, not a curated record. Lineage: Eukaryota; Metazoa; Chordata; Actinopteri; Osmeriformes; Osmeridae. Gene Ontology annotation, cellular component: MAML1-RBP-Jkappa- ICN1 complex; nucleus. Gene Ontology annotation, biological process: regulation of transcription by RNA polymerase II; Notch signaling pathway. Bases 196 to 1695 code for a protein of 499 amino acids.
CCACGCCUGUUGUUGUGGCGUCUGCCCUCCGUCAGUCGCUCCCCCCUGUUCUCACCCCUUUUUCCCCGUCACACCUCCCCCUCUUUCUCUCCCUCUGCCUAUUCCUUCAGUCUAGUUCCGUUGUCCCGUUGGCUUUUUGUAGGGGGUAGAGGGUGGGAUCUCGCGAUUGUUGGACUUUUUUGGAGACUGUGGAAGAUGGCGCCCGUUGUGACGGGGAAGUUUGGCGAGCGACCUCAACCACAACGUCUGACAAGAGAGGCUAUGAGGAACUACCUAAAGGAGAGAGGUGACCAAACUGUACUCAUACUGCACGCGAAAGUCGCUCAGAAGUCUUAUGGCAAUGAGAAAAGGUUUUUCUGCCCGCCUCCGUGUGUGUAUUUGAUGGGUUGCGGCUGGAAGAAGAAGAGGGAGGAGAUGGAGAAAGAUGGCUGCUCAGACCAGGAGGCCCAGCCCUGCGCAUUUAUCGGCAUCGGCAACAGCGAACAAGAAAUGCAGCAGCUCAAUCUGGAGGGGAAGAAUUUCUGUACAGCCAAGACCCUGUACAUCAGUGACUCAGACAAGAGAAAGCACUUCAUGCUGUCAGUCAGGAUGCUGUACGGCAACAGCAGCAACAUUGGAAUGUUCCUGAGCAAGAGAAUCAAGGUCAUCUCCAAACCUUCCAAAAAGAAACAGUCUCUGAAGAAUGCUGACCUGUGUAUAGCGUCGGGGACCAAGGUGGCAUUGUUUAACCGCUUACGUUCUCAGACGGUCAGCACGCGCUACCUCCACGUAGAAGGAGGCAACUUCCACGCCAGCUCUCAGCAGUGGGGAGCCUUCCACAUCCACCUCUUGGAUGAUGAGGAGUCUGAAGGGGAGGAGUUUGCAGUGAGGGACGGCUACAUCCACUAUGGCCAGACAGUCAAACUGGUGUGCUCUGUGACUGGCAUGGCCCUGCCCAGACUGGUGAUCCGUAAGGUGGACAAGCAGACCGCUCUGAUGGAUGCAGACGACCCAGUUUCCCAGCUCCACAAGUGUGCCUUCUACCUGAAGGACACAGAGAGGAUGUACCUCUGCCUUUCCCAGGAGAGGAUCAUCCAGUUCCAGGCCACACCUUGCCCCAAAGAGACCAAUAAGGAGAUGAUCAACGAUGGUGCUUCCUGGACCAUCAUCAGCACGGACAAGGCAGAGUACACCUUCUACGAAGGCAUGGGCCCGGUGCCCAACCCAGUCACCCCAGUCCCUGUGGUGGAGAGUCUGCAGCUGAAUGGAGGAGGGGAUGUGGCCAUGUUGGAGCUGACAGGACACAACUUCAUCCCCGAACUACGAGUGUGGUUUGGAGAUGUGGAGGCCGACACCAUGUACAGGUGUGGGGAGAGCGUGCUGUGUGUGGUCCCAGACAUCUCGGCCUUCAGGGAGGGCUGGCGCUGGGUCCGCCAGCCCGUCCAGGUGCCCGUCACGCUGGUGCGCAACGACGGCAUCAUCUACUCCACCGCCCUCACCUUCACCUACACCCCCGAGCCGGGGCCGCGGCCCCACUGCAGCGCGGCCGGCGCCAUCCUCAGAGCCCACAGCACCUCCUCCUCCUCGCCCACGUCGUCUUCCUCCCCCUCGUCCUCGUCCUCGCUGGGGGGCAUGGGGGACGGACAGGGGGGCUAUGCCACCAGCGGCUCCACCAGCAGCAUGUCGUCUGCCUCGGUGAUGUCGGUGUCCUCGUAACGGAGUGUGUGUGCGUGCAUGUGGAGGCUUAUGGACCUGUAUGGGACUAUGUACUUGAUGACCAUUUGAAGGAGCACUUGAGCUGAGAAGAAGGAUGAAAAGACAUGAGACUUUGAAACAUCUUUCUGGUGCCUCUGGUGCCCACGUGUGGCCGUUAUUGGAAAUGAGCGAUGUGUCGGACUUGACUCUUAAGGGAUUUCGCUUACAUUUCUUUCAUCAACCACCUCACUUUGACAAAAGCCUGUUUUGUAAAAGGAACUUUUUUUUAUACUACGGUCGCCUGUGAACGACUUUCACCACACACCUUUUCUAUUGAGGAUGUUCCAACAUGAGGGCUUGAAGAUGUACUGCUUGUGUGCAAGGGAAACCUGUGUGGGGAAAAAACAUUAUUAUGGUAACAGUUUCUAUGGACCAAGGAAUAUUAUUAUAUUAUUAUUGUAUUCUUAUGAUAUUUUAUAAGCUUUAGCUGAGGUACAAUUUCACUUUUUUUGUAUUAUAACUUUAUAGUAAUUGAAGUACACUUUUGUUACCAAAUAGUUUUGAUUUAUUUGUUUUCUUCUCGCGUUUGAGACAUUUCUGUCUUUAAGGAGGGUAGGAAGGUAAUGUGUGCAUCUUAAGUUGUCUAAACUGGUUUCCCUCUCCUUGUCUCCUCCAGUUUUACAGACAUACAAGAGUAGUGAGGAAUGAGAGCAAACUCACACUUCCACUACACUGCCAGUACUUCCUGUUUCUUCCGGUCAGGUGAAGGUGAAAGCAAACUGUUAACUUGGGCUGUCACUAACAACUGUUCUGGUAGUCCAAGAUUUGUUCAUUCACUCAGAUAAGAAAAUAACAAUAAUACAAAUUGAGAAAAUAUUGCCUUACAAAAUUAUACCACUGGUAAUGCAAGAGCUGUAAUAUUACUGCAUAAUCAUGUAACUAACAUGUAAUUAAAGAUUUUUUAUCUUA